Molecule: messenger RNA, 1095 nt
Organism: Exaiptasia diaphana
Lineage: Eukaryota; Metazoa; Cnidaria; Anthozoa; Actiniaria; Aiptasiidae
Product: hemolysin BL-binding component
Exons: 1
Coding region: 1-1095 (364 amino acids)
Cellular component (GO): membrane
Source: RefSeq, a predicted model, not a curated record
AUGAGUUCAAACAAAAAAGGUGCCCUAUCCAAUCCGCAGCUAAAAACMAAGCAAGUUGACCUUACCAAAUCGUCGACUGUUAUUCAGACUUACGUACAGAUCAUUCUGCAGCAAGRAGAUCUAAAACUCGAUGCUCUUCCUGAUCUCCCAAAACAUCAGCAAACAGCUCGUGCUCAUGGAAAUACCUGGAAAGACACGAUUCUUCCMUUGAUGGCCAAAACUGAUGCAGAUAUCAUUGACUACGCAAACAAGUUCAAUGCCUUCUACGAAGACUUGCUCAAACUCGCCAAUGACCUCAACAAUGCCGACUCAAGAAAAAAGUUUGUCGAAGGUCUCAAAUUGCUACAGAAUACCAUUAAGAAGAAGGAUGCCAACGUGGCUCAGGUUGUUAAAGAUUUGUCCAGCUUCCACACCAACCUUGACACCGAUUAUCAAAACUUUGAAUCAGAUGUGAACAAAGCGGCGGUCAAAAUCGAGGGGGACAGCGGUGAGAUCAAAUCAUUAAGUAAUGAGCUUGAUGCAAUUAAUAACGCUAUGGAUAAAGAUAUUGGCCUGAUGGCUGGGGGAGCAGUAACUAUUGUUGCAGGAAUUGGGAUGAUUGUGUUUGGUGCCAUCUCUGAAAUCCCUUCUGGAGGUAUGUCGACUGCACUGAUAGGUGGAGGAGUGCUUGUUGUAUCUGCUGGUACAGUCAUGGAAACCAUGGGCUCCACAGACUACAGUCAGCAAAUAGAAAAGCAGAAGAAAACCACUGAAAAGCUAGCAGGAAUCAAAAUAGAGUUGACAGGUCUCAAGACAACCAAAGGUCAAAUMGAAGGAUUCGUCAAAGGUUUGCAGAGUGCAAUUGCAGCAGCCUCAAGUCUCCAAGCUGCUUGGGGGGCCCUGGACAAUGAUUUACAAGAGCUAAUAACAGCUUUGCAAGAUGUGAAUCCUGAUGAUGGCAGUUGGGUAAAAGAUGAACUCGAUCGUGCUAAAAGAGACUGGGCAGAUGCUCUGGAUCAGGCUAAAAAACUGCAACCUGAUGGAACAGUGCCAACCAAAUUCUACAAGAAUCUUCAGGAUGCUUUUAAAGAAAUGAAACCACGAGGAAAAGCAUAA